Molecule: messenger RNA, 1068 nt
Organism: Carya illinoinensis
Lineage: Eukaryota; Viridiplantae; Streptophyta; Magnoliopsida; Fagales; Juglandaceae
Product: axial regulator YABBY 1-like
Exons: 7
Coding region: 275-916 (213 amino acids)
Biological process (GO): regulation of shoot apical meristem development; fruit development; cell fate commitment
Cellular component (GO): nucleus
Source: RefSeq, a predicted model, not a curated record
AUUUGUACGUACAAUAUGCUAAAUACAUCAACAACAACAACAACAACAAAAAAAACAAGCAAAACACGAAACCAUUUAAUUUUCAAGACUCUUCCCUCGCCUAUUCUAUUAUAUAUAGUGGCAUCUCCCUCUUUCUCUUUCUUCUUCGUCUUCCUUGACAGUAAAUCAACAAGUUCAGAUCCAACGGAGGUUUAUCAGUCUAUCCUCAAAUUCCCGCUGGUCAGUCAAUCCCAUCAAUCAAUCAAAUAAAAAGGCUGAGAGAGAAUCAACAAAAAUGUCUGCCUCUUCCGCUGCCUUUUCACCGGACCACCUCUCCCCCUCCGAUCAGCUGUGUUAUGUCCAUUGCAACUUCUGCGACACUGUCCUGGCGGUGAGUGUUCCCUGCAGUAGUCUGUUUAAGACCGUCACAGUUCGAUGUGGACACUGCACCAACCUCCUGUCCGUGAACAUGCGCGGGCUGCUUCUUCCUGCAGCAAACCAGCUUCAUCUAGGACAUACUUUCUUCAAUCCUCAAAAUCUCCUGGAGGGUAUCCGAAGCUCUCCUUCGAACAUUAUGAUCAAUCAGCCCAACCCAAAUGAAUCAGUUCCGCCUGCUCGAGGAGAUGAUCAGGGGAUCCCUAAACCUCUAGUCGUUGCAAGACCUCCGGAGAAGAGACAGAGAGUCCCAUCUGCCUACAACCGCUUCAUCAAGGACGAGAUCCAACGAAUUAAAGCGGGGAAUCCUGAUAUAAGCCACAGAGAGGCCUUUAGUGCUGCUGCAAAGAACUGGGCCCACUUCCCACACAUCCACUUCGGACUCAUGCCUGAUCAACCCGUGAAAAGAACUAGCGUCGUGCGUCAACAGGAAGGAGAGGACGUGCUGAUGAAAGAUGGAUUUUUUGCUCCUGCAAAUGUGGGUGUCUCCCCCAGCUACUAGGAAUAUUUAUAUCGUGUUAGCUAGUUUUCCUAAUUAAUUUGUGUUCCAUCUCGAUCUUCUUGAACCGUGCUAGCAGCUCAUGUUUAAAACUACUUCGAAUCUUGUCCUUAAAUUUCUUCUAAUCUAUCGAUCGGACUGUUCAAUUAUCUAAA